CGUCCUUCUCAUCAUCGUUUCCGUCGCACAUUCGACGUCUGACCAUGCACCUCACGCCCUUCUCGUGUCUCCCUCUCGCUGCAGCCGCCGCCUUGUGCGCCUCCCUUGUCCAUGGCUGCAGUGACUUCCUCUUGAACUCGACGACAUACGUCGUGUCUGCUCGGACUAUGGACUUCAAGAUCGACCUGCGCACCCUCGUGGAAAUCGUGCCGCGCAACACUCUCAUCCAAGAGCUCAUUGUCGAUGAAUGCACUGAUUGCCCCGACUACUCAUGGCGAACCAAGUAUGGCUUUGUGGGGCUCAACACGCUGGGCAUCAACGCGGCCGCGGACGGGCUGAACGAAAAAGGGUUGGCGGCCGGCUACCUGUUCCUCACCGGAUCCGAAUACCCCGCAGUAGACGUUGCCGAUGCCGCCAUCCACCCCAUCAUCUCUUCGUUCGUCACGUACAUUCUGGGCAAUUACGCGACGGUCGACGAAGUUAAAGCGGGUCUACCCAACCUCCAAUUGCGCGGCUUCGACGGCAAGCUCCAGGCACUGACCACCCCUGGCCUUACCGUAUUUCUCAAAUUUCCCUUGCAUUUGCCCAUUCACGACGCAUCGGGCAAGUCGAUAGUGGUUGAAUUUAUCAAGGGCAAACUCCACAUGUACGACAACCCCGCCGGCGUCCUGACCAACGACCCGCCAUUCUUAGAGCAAUUGGCUCUGGUUGCUCACCACGACAACACGGUCACUGGGACUCAAGACUUGACCUUUCAAGGCGGCUACAGUCCGAUUGAACGCUUUCAGCGCCUGACGUUCUUGAACCGACAUGGCGCGGCUGCGUUCUUGCCCAACACGAGCUACAGCGUGGCCACGCCGGACCAAGCGGCCGUGUCCGCCGCCGUGCACAUCAUCAACACAGUCACGAUUCCCACGGCAUAUCUUGGAGGAAGCGGCGCGACGCAAUACACCCUCGUGCGCGACCACGUUGCCCGGGUGUUGUACUUUCGAUCGAAUGAAAACCAAGUGUUGCGUAGCAUCGACCUGACCAAGAUCGACUUUGGGGAUCCCACCAACCGCCGUGCGUUGAGCGUCAACUUUGGCAACUGGCACGUCGACGUCACGGUGGAUGCGCUGCAGUCGACGGCGCGUUCGGCAGAUGUCCCCCCUCGCUCGGUCGUCCAAGGCUUGUUGCAUGGUGACGUGUCUGCGACGACGCUCGAGGUUGCGGCGACUGCUGCAUCGACAGGUAGCUCGUCAUUUUGGGUCGGCGCAAGUGUGGGGGUAGUGGGGACUGCCCUUGUAGCCGCAUUUGUGCUGACACAGCAACGCAAACGGACCGAGGAGUAUACCCCCUUGGUGUAACGUUAAUCAUGGCACGCAAGUGCAAUGCCGUUUCGUCGAGGCGAUUUGGACGAACGUUAGCUCAACAUAUCUUACCAACGUCAAUUUGAAUGUCCUUGUCGUGCAUAC
Messenger RNA from Aphanomyces astaci, 1454 nucleotides. RefSeq lists its product as hypothetical. Lineage: Eukaryota; Oomycota; Saprolegniomycetes; Saprolegniales; Verrucalvaceae. The record is from RefSeq and is a predicted model, not a curated record. The coding region runs from base 45 to 1346 and encodes 433 amino acids. The transcript has a single exon.